Messenger RNA from Neohortaea acidophila, 2817 nucleotides. RefSeq names its product SNF2 family N-terminal domain-containing protein. The record is from RefSeq and is a predicted model, not a curated record. Gene Ontology annotation, cellular component: nucleus. Bases 1 to 2817 code for a protein of 938 amino acids. Gene Ontology annotation, molecular function: ATP binding; ATP-dependent chromatin remodeler activity; DNA translocase activity. Gene Ontology annotation, biological process: reciprocal meiotic recombination; double-strand break repair via homologous recombination. Lineage: Eukaryota; Fungi; Ascomycota; Dothideomycetes; Mycosphaerellales; Teratosphaeriaceae. The transcript has 2 exons.
AUGAAACCGUUCAAGCCACUCACGUUUGUGAGACGGCCAGACGUGUCAUCUGGGCAGCGAGAGCCAAUUCUCGAGCCACCGGCAAAGAAGCGGCGAAUCAGCGAUGAAACCCCCGAAGAGCAUAUCGCCAGCGUGAAGGCCGCAGCGAAUGCCCUGAAGACUCCGCAUCCGCCCAAGUUAUUCCAAGCUCCCGUCAGAAAGCCAUUGGAAAUUGUCCAGAAUCCAAAUGGUUCGCAUCCAACGCCUUCGCCCGCUCACACGGAACAUACGAAGUACUACACCGUUCUUUGGCGAAAGAUCACCACCAAAAAGAACAAGACCUGGGAUGGCGAUGGUGUACUCGCCGUCUCCAAUGGAUCCGCCACUCUGCAAGAUGUAUCCGGAAAAGACAUCGGCAGGACCGUCUGCAAGCGGCCGCUCGACAUCGGUUCGGAGCUCUCCAUCAGCGGCAAGGAAAUCGAGAUUGAAUCUGUGCUCUCCAAGGACGAAUUCCUCGCCACUCGACCAUCAAAGAAAGCACAGCAGCCGCAAUCAAACCUCAAAGCGAGUAAAUCGGAUCCAAGGUUGUCUUCAUCUGCGACAAUGCCUCACCCUGCUGUCGAAAGGCAUCGCUCCAUUCCAGCGUUGCCGUCGCGCAACCCCACCAACGCAGCCUUCAAAGCUCCAUUGAUGCAUGGUAUGGCUCAGGUUGUGCCUCCGAGAGAUGGUAAGCUACCCACUCCCCGCCACGAUCCGAAUCGCCCAAAUGCGCUGGUGAUGAAACGACCACGCCAUGCACCAAAAGGCAAGCAGAUUGUGGAUGUCGUAGUAGACCCUCUACUGUCUGACAAGCUGCGUGAACACCAGCGGGUCGGUGUCUCCUUCCUGUACGAAUGUGUAAUGGGGAUAAAGGACUACGACGGCGAAGGUGCGAUUCUGGCCGAUGAGAUGGGCCUUGGCAAGACUCUGCAGACCAUCGCUCUCCUGUGGACGUUGAUGAAGCAGAACCCGAUCCACGAAGAACCGCCGGUCAUCAAGAAAGCGCUCAUCGUCUGUCCCGUAACGCUGAUUAACAAUUGGCGCAAAGAGUUCCGCAGAUGGCUCGGGACCGAGCGGAUCGGCGUGAUGGUUCUCAAAGACAAAAAGACCAAGCUCACGGACUUCACCAAAGGCAGAAGCUACUCCGUCAUGAUCAUCGGGUAUGAGAAAGUGCGCAUGGUCCAAGAGGAGCUGCAGCAAGCUUCCGGCUCGGGAAUCGACAUUGUCAUCGCGGACGAAGGCCAUCGGUUGAAGACUGCACAGAACAAAUCCGCCCUUGCCAUCAAAUCGCUAAACACCGAACGGCGCAUCAUCCUCAGCGGUACGCCGCUUCAGAACGAUCUCGGCGAGUUCCACACAAUGGUCGACUUUGUCAAUCCAGGCUUGCUCAAAAAGUACUCUGCAUUCAAGCGUGAUUUCGAGAACCCAAUCGUCAGGAGUCAGCAGCCUGGAGCAUCUCCCGACGACAAGGAGAAAGGCGAGGCCCGUGCAGAAGAGCUGGCCACUCUCACUGGCAAGUUCAUUCUCCGGAGAACGUCCGACAUCCUCUCAAAGUACUUGCCGCCCAAGACAGAGUAUGUCCUCUUCUGCAAACCAACGGGAGCGCAACGUGCGGUAUACCGCGCCAUCCUACAAUCACCCGUCUACAGCGCCGCUUUGGGAUCCUCUUCUUUGACCCUCGAACUCAUCAACAUCCUGAAGAAGGUCUGCAACAGCCCGAACUUGCUCCUCAAGAACUCCAAAGAUGGAGGUGCGAUGAAAGCCGAGCUCAUGGAGUGCAUCCCACAGGCAUCGUUGAAAUCGUCUGGCGCCAGUGGAAAGCUGCAAGUGCUUGACUCGCUGCUCCAUCAGAUGCGUAAUACGACUGAUGAGAAGGUGGUCCUGAUCAGCAACUAUACCUCUACGCUCGACAUCCUCAGCAAUCUUCUGACGUCUCUGUCGUACAAAUUCCUGCGCUUGGACGGAUCGACACCAGCAAACCAGCGACAGGACCUGGUGGACCGAUUCAAUCGCUCCUCCCAGCGCGACUGCUUCGUCUUUCUCCUGUCUGCCAAAGCAGGAGGGCUCGGGCUGAAUCUCCACGGCGCAUCUCGACUCAUCCUCUUCGACGGAGACUGGAAUCCAGCGACGGACCUACAAGCCAUGGCGCGCGUGCAUCGAGAAGGCCAAAAGCGAGCGUGCUACAUCUACCGCUUGCUCACGAAGGGAGCAUUAGAUGAGAAGAUCUUCCAACGCCAAGUGAGCAAGACUGGAUUGGCGGACAGCAUUGUCGACGGCAAGAAUGGCGUCAGUGGGUUUACGCGGGAAGAGCUGCGUGACCUCUUCCGUCUGGACGACGGCGAGGGGUGUCAAACGCAUAUUCUGUUGGGAUGUACGUGUGGCGGGCGAGGAAUGCCAAUGGUUGAGCCGGAAGAAGAUGUGAUUUCACCGCGCAACGAUCUUGCAGCCUUGAGUAGCGGCGGAGACGACAUUGACCGAGAUGAGAACGGGGUGGAAAUUGUUCACCUCGAGGACGAUGCCCAACCUUCGUCAUCCAGCAGACGUUCGUGGAUGAGCGGAAAGGAGUAUAGCUCGCAAGCUGAAAGUGAAGCCAAAGAUCCAAUGGUGGCAAGGGCGAAGAUGCUGAGUCUGAUGCAGUAUGCGCACUUUGACACUUCACUCGUCCCCGAACGCGCUGCUGAGGACGAAAUGGAUGAUGGCGAUGCGCUGGAGGGAGUCAUUGAGGACGCUGUUCUUCGCAGCGUGCUUCGCGAAAAGGGUGGUAGAGUUGGUUUUGUGCUCAGCAAGCUGAGCGGUUAG